This is a messenger RNA of Aureobasidium pullulans EXF-150, 780 nucleotides long. RefSeq lists its product as uncharacterized. The record is from RefSeq and is a predicted model, not a curated record. NCBI's taxonomy places the organism in Eukaryota, Fungi, Ascomycota, Dothideomycetes, Dothideales, Saccotheciaceae. The transcript has a single exon. Bases 128 to 523 code for a protein of 131 amino acids.
UUGGUACCAAAUUAAGACUACACGGCGGAGAUUUGAACGAGUGUUUUAUCGUCAAUCUUGAGUAGGGUUGUUAGCCGCUACACCAACUCAGCGGAUUGUUGUGGUCAAGUGAAUUUGGUAGGAAUAUAUGCACUUGAAGGAGGGGGCUGGUGUUCGAUUCAGGGGGUGGACAUUUUGGACUGUUUUGUUUUGCGCUUUUGACCAAAGUCACGGCGCGGAAACAUACCAAUCGCGCGACAGAGCCCUGUUGGACAGCGAGUUCAGCUAUCAUUCUUUAUCCCUGGCCGAUAUUUGUGCGCAGCUUGUCAUGAGGUCUGAGAAAGGGGAACAUCAUCGCUCAUACCUUGUCUUGAGGUUCGUGGUCUCAAAUACUGAACUCAAUCUUGAGGCAAAAAUUGGUACUUACAACAUGUUGCAACGCGACUCCGCCGAAGACAGGUGCAGGUGUAAAAGAGCAGUAGGGAAAACUGUUCGCACAAGACUCACAAGUGAAUCUGUAAUUCGCAACUCUGUAAAAAACUGACAUCACCAUCGACAAUACAAACUGAUGAUUGGAAGAACAAAAAAAGAAUAAGCACCAUGGGCAGGAAUCGAGGCUGCGACCUCCUCGGAUCUAGACUGACACGGCGUUGAGUAACAACGAAUGACUGCGCACGUGUUAAGACCUCGGGUGUGAUACCACUACACCACCACGGCUUUUUGCUUGUUAAAAAGGGACCAGAAAAGCUCGAAUAUAAAGGCUAGUGGGAUUGUGGGCGGCAGCGAGCUUGUUGGUGGCGA